ACAUGUAAUCCGUUACUUCCCAACCCUGCCGACACCACAUGAAUGCACCAUAAAGCAUUCAAUUAUUUUACUUUAAUUUCAGGUAAAGGAACAUGGCCUCCGCUGGUUUUCUGCUCUUAACGCUCGCUGUCCUCAUCAGUGAAGGAAGUUCACAGGGUUAUGCCUUUGUGGAAAUUCACUGCAAGACUCAAAACAUCGGACAGUAUGAGCAGGAGUCACGACUUGACUGUGUAAUCCACUACUCUGAAAGAGACGUAGUAGACGUAGAAGAUCCUGAAAUCAUGGUGGUAAUUUGGAGGAAAGAGGAGGUUGAAGAACCCAUACUUAAAUACAACCAUGGAAAACUAACAUCGUUGCCUGGAUAUUCAUUUGCUGAACCGUCCUGGAACAACAAGAACGUGAACGUAUCCCUGCUCAUUCACAAAACUGCUGUUAAGGACGAGGGAGUUUAUACAUGUUUUGUGUUCACAAACAGUGGUUUUAACAGCAACCAAACCAGACUGAACGUCACAGCCAAAUACGGAGUGCCAACUAUUCAGCCUCAACCUCAGGACAUUGAUCUCGACACCGACGGUUCCCUGACAUGCAAGUCCACCGGCUACCCAAAAGGCCGACUCAGCUGGUUUGAUAAAGACAUCAAGCCUUGGUUAGACCAACCCGAGGUGAAGGUGCUGAAGACAGAGAAUGGUCUGUUUCUCCUCUCAAGCACGCUGAAAAUACAGGGAGGAUCCGCCUUCUCCCAGUACACCUGCAAAGUGUUCAACGCCAGAGGAGACGAAGAGGUGGAGAAAUCUUUCAACAGUGCAGGAAGUUCACAGAGUGAAGCCUUUGUGAAAAUUCACUGCAAGACUCAAAACAUCGGACAGUAUGAGCAGGAGUCACGACUUGACUGUGUAAUCCACUACCUUGAAGAGGUAGAAGAUCCUGAAAUCUUGGUGGUAAUUUGGAGUAGAGAGGGGGUUGAAGAACCCAUACUUAAAUAUGAAAAUGGAAAACUAACAUCGUUGCCUGGAUAUUUAUUUGCUGAACCGUCCUGGAACAACAAGAACGUGAACGUAUCCCUGCUCAUUCACAAAACUGCUGUUAAGGACGAGGGAGUUUAUACAUGUUAUGUGUUCACAAACAGUGGUUAUAACACCAACCACACCAGACUGAACGUCACAGGUGAGCUCUAAGAUAAAAGUUUGUCUCAGCUUUUUGGCACACACACACACACACACACACACACACACACACACACACACACACACACACACACACACACACACACACAUAUGGAUCAUUUUGAGGGAAUAAUUAAUCUCUGAAGCAGCCCCAGACAGCCCAUUUUUUAAGUCCUGUGUUGGGCUCUGGUUUCAUGUGUCGAGUAAUCUCCAUCUGAUUCCUGCUGUGAAAUGUGGCAUGUAUAAACAAAGAGACUGGUUUAUGUCUGUCUUUUGUUGUGUUUAUGUAGCUUUUUUGCGACCGAGUGCAACUUCUCCACAUCAGCUGUUAUCUUCUCAAUCUCAGAUAUUUGUUUUCCUUCUUCUUUUUCAUCGGUCGUCUCUCAGAGAAACUGGCUCACAUGCCUUUAAAAUCUUGAAUUCUGAUCAAGCCCGUCAGACCAAAUAUUCUCUGCUGCAUAUGUGAAUGAUUAACUGUUCUCUAACACAGAUUUAACCAUUGACCUGGUUGGAUAAAAAACAGUGCGAUGAGUUCAUGAAAAGGUAAACACGACAAACGUCUUUAAACUUCUCUCAGUAGAUGAGCUUCAAAUCAGUGUGUGCAAAAAUACUGAACUUUAUACUCUUUUUUAAAAUGAUUUUUAAAUUGGUUUGUUUUUUUAGCACUAGCACCU
Labrus bergylta (ballan wrasse) is the source of this 1837-nucleotide messenger RNA. Lineage: Eukaryota; Metazoa; Chordata; Actinopteri; Labriformes; Labridae. The record is from RefSeq and is a predicted model, not a curated record.